Messenger RNA from Zychaea mexicana, 1080 nucleotides. RefSeq lists its product as uncharacterized. The record is from RefSeq and is a predicted model, not a curated record. Lineage: Eukaryota; Fungi; Mucoromycota; Mucoromycetes; Mucorales; Lichtheimiaceae. The transcript is spliced from 8 exons. Bases 1 to 1080 code for a protein of 359 amino acids.
AUGUCCUUUGUGCAAACUCAAUCUCCCAGCCAGUGUCACUUUGAAAGAAUGGUCUUGACCAUCCCACCGUUAGUCCGUCACCGGCGCCAGCUCGGCAGAAGCUUUGGCAAAACAUCACUUCGCGCAAAGUGCAUCGUGCAGAUCGAUUAUCCUCACUACCAUCAUCCCAAUGAUUACUUCUCGCUGGAGAAUCUGGACAAGAUCCUCGAUCAAGGCGUAUUGACAAUACAAAUAUCCUUUUACUUCUCUUGGAUGAAUGGUCUUGCUUGCGUUGAGCCGAUGAUUUGGAUAGAGGAGCCAUUGCAAUUGAUAUUAAGACAUUGUGGACUGCAGUCCGAACGUCUGGACACCACCACACAGACCCAGCAUUCUCACAAGCCUGAUUACCGAUUCCGAUUGCUGCGUAGCACGUCAUCCUCCAUUAAUAGUCCACUGUCGACUAUGUUACAGCGGCCAGCACCUCAGGCGAACUUGAUCAAGAUUUAUUUGUUGAUGGACUGGGAAACAGAAGAGCCGGACAGUUUGACCGAUGCCCUACAAGAGCCCACUGAGAUGAUAAACGAAUAUUUAUUCAAUGCAAUGUUUCACGUCUUUUGUGAGAAUAUUGGUCCAAUGUAUCCUUUGGUGUUUUCACCCGUAUACGCCCAGAAAAUGGUUGAGAUAACACAUCUCAUUCCUGUCAUCGCGCAAUCAGUUUACAAGAUCGUCUCUGCGCAACAACUGGUAGCAGUUGAUCAUGAUAGACAGUCGCAGCCGAGUGCUACAAAUCAAGGUUCUAUGGCAAUAAUCCAGAGAUGCCUUCGUGAUGCAAGCAUCCUUCGGCGUGUGUCCGUUAACUCGCUCGAGAAAAAUAAUGACGAGGGUGCGACUAUUACUUGGACCGACCUGGUUGUUCUUCAUUAUUAUAAGUUAAAGUGUUCCACUCCAGUUCCUAAAUUCACAAAGAUCACUUAUCGUGCCUCUAAGCACGCUCAACAAAAGCAACAAGAAUCCUCCAGCACAGUAUUAUCGUCAUCAUCACUACCAACUGUAUCACCACUGUCAUCACUAUCCACGGCGCCAUCAUCGCUAUCAUUGUGA